AUGAGUCUGUGGCAGUGGGCGAGGGUGUGGGUGUGGCUGGUUGGGCUGGGGGCCAUUGAUACAGCACCCAGUCCGGAGAGUGCCAAGACCUCGGCCCUGGGAACAGAGUUGCUGGACUUCAUAAACAGACGCAAAUUCUUUGAUUACCCAGACUCAGACGAAGCCAAGAUCCUGGCCGUGGCCCAGUUUAUCCAAGAGGAACCUGUCUUCUUUGCUAAUGCAGGGCCCUCCAAUGCCACUAUCUUCCGCCGCCUCCUGGUGGGCAUCCUGACUGCGGCCUUCUUCUUCUUCCUGUUCCAGUUCUGCACUCACGCGUAA
Messenger RNA from Miniopterus natalensis, 318 nucleotides. NCBI's taxonomy places the organism in Eukaryota, Metazoa, Chordata, Mammalia, Chiroptera, Miniopteridae. The record is from RefSeq and is a predicted model, not a curated record.